Messenger RNA from Stylophora pistillata, 2426 nucleotides. RefSeq lists its product as uncharacterized. NCBI's taxonomy places the organism in Eukaryota, Metazoa, Cnidaria, Anthozoa, Scleractinia, Pocilloporidae. The record is from RefSeq and is a predicted model, not a curated record.
UUUCCGAUUGCUCUUUUACGAAUAAAAGACAAGGUUGUAAAAGAUUUCAGCUCUUCAUCGGCUGCGAAUACCACAACAAACGGGAAAGAUGUCUUCGGCUUUAGACAGCUCGAGCGAAACUGGUCGCAGAAGAAGAUAUCGCGAUCGGGUUGCGGACCAAGAAACGACUGAGGAAAUGGACGAAGCAGCCAAGAGAAGGGAACAAAGGAGAAAAGAGCGGGAAGCAAGGCGUGCAGAAAGAGAUGCAGAAGACGCAGCUGAUGAAGAGAAGAGAAGAAAGGAAAGGGAAGAGCGACGAAAAAGGAGAGAUGGUGGAGGUGGAAGAGACGAACCUGCUGAAGAGAAUGCAUCAGCACGCCGCCGCCGUGAGAGAGAGGAGGAGGAGAAGAGAAAGGCUGAGGAGGAGGCAGCAGAGAAAAGGCGCAAAGAAGAAGAAAGACAAAGAGAGGAAGAGAGGCUAAAAGAGGAAGAACGGCGAAGAAGACGUGAAGAAGAGGAGGAGGAGGAGAGAAGAAGAAUGGAAGAAGAAAAAAACCGACUCAAUCAAGAUCAUGUUGAUGGAGAUGAACAGGAUGAAGAAGAGGAAGAAGACGAGGAGGAAGACGAAGAAGAAACUAUAGUUGACAGACUGAAUCCCCAGAAAAAGCAGGCAAUUCUUGAGGGACUGGCUAUGGAACUGCGUCGCAUUGUUGAAGAGCGGGAAGCCAAGAAUGAACCUGCCAGCAAAGAAGAACUAGAUGCACUUGACCUCAAACUGCGCUCCCUUCGAAUGCAAUUUCGAAAAGCUGAGGAGAAUUCUAAUGCUCUUGCAAAACAAAAGAGAGAAUUAGAAGAAAAAAUAAAGAAAAACGCCAAUGAUAUCAAUAGGCUUCGUACAGAGGUGAAGAAAACAGAGGAGGAAAAUAACCUCUUAAUUAAAGAGGGAAAGAAGGUGGCGCCGCAGAGAACAGUUAAGAAGACUCUUCCACCGAAGAAAGGAAACUUUGUAAACGUGGUGCGUAAAGCUCAGGCUGCAGCAUGGGAAGAGAAGUUCAUGGCCAUGAAGGCCAAGCAAAAGGAGUCUAACAAGAUGAGCGAGGAACUCAUGAGCAAAAUGAACCGUGUCAAGCGUACAGACAGCCCUCUACUCACUGGCCUCAAAAAGGAUAAAAAAGACAAAAAGAAGGAAGAAAAGGAGGCUGCGCCUGCCUGGGCUAAAACCCAACUGAAGAAAGGAGGUAACAAGCCAUGGAGUGACGACAAGAAGAAGGAUGGAGAGAAGAAGCCUGACUGGUCAGGACGGGUGGCUCUCAAGAAGACAGAGAAAAAAGACGGAGGGGACCUUGGUGAGUCAAAGAGGCAGGACUGGCGAGAGGGACUGAAAAAGGCUCCGAAAAGUCCUGGUGUGGACGGAGAAGCAGGUGAUCCUGAGUGGAAGGGUGUCAGUUUGAAAACCACCGGAAGGCACGACGAAGACGAUUAAACUUGAACUGAUUUAGGGUAGUUUUAUACUUAAACUUGAUUUAUGUGAGCAUUUUUGUCCUAAAAGCCAAGUUUUAGGCUCUUUUUUGGAUUUUUUUUCUAAGCCCGUCAAUCUUUCCAACAUGAAGAUGUUAUAGUAGAGCUGGAUCUUUAGAAGAUACUCACAUGAGUGUAGGAGUGCAACUAACUUCAUUUGAUGCUAAGUAAAAACCCUCGUACCUCUAUCAAAACUCCCCAAGGUUCCUCUCCUCCACCUUGUGCGAAACCGGAGCAUUUCUGGAAGAUUAGGGCUCAGAAAGUUAGAAAUGCUCCUUCAAGAAUUGGAAUUGGUCAGGUUAUCGAGUCUGCUUUUUCGAUCAAGGUGGCAUUUACAACUUCACAGGAAUUUUCCUAUCUUGUUGAAACUUUAACGAGUCCCAUUUUCAGCUAAAAACUUCCCUGCUCUUGCUUCCAAUUAUUUAUCAAAUUAAUUGGUCUUUUAUUAAGGAUCGAGAGCUGAUUUCUCUCAGCCCUCCAUGCUUCAUUCUAUUGGAAUAAUGCGGAGAGAAAUGACUUCUAGACUUCUCUUGGGGCUGAGAGGGUAAAUAGAUCUAAAAAUUUAUGGAGAUAAAAGGGUUUGGAUUAUUCUUUCAGCUUCCUUAACUAAGAAACGUAUUUUUGUAUUGUUAUCAAUUCCAACUUAGAAUCGAUAGUUGCUCGAUUAAUUACUACCAUGGGGAGGGUAGAUGGAAGAUGAAAUUAUAAAUUGCUGGUGAAAAUGCUUUCCUCAAAGUUAUGACCUGAGUUGCCUUAGAUUGUUUAAUCAGCUUAGUGUUUUUUUAUGUGGUUAGUUUGUUUGAAGAGGCAUCAUGAAAAAUUUUUAAAUUGAAAUAUAUCUUGUAAUCGGGCUGUAUUUUAUAACAGAAUUGUAGCCGUUGUAUGGCAUUUAUUUUUCACUAAUUCAAUAAAGUUGUUUUUCCUAGUAA